Molecule: messenger RNA, 1098 nt
Organism: Knipowitschia caucasica
Lineage: Eukaryota; Metazoa; Chordata; Actinopteri; Gobiiformes; Gobiidae
Source: the annotation of a GenBank genome assembly
AUGGAGCGGCUCAUCCUCACCCAUCUCCGCUCCGUGGUCGGAGUAGAGGACGCCCACAGAGCGGGACAGAAACAGACUGAACAAGCUGGUCAGGAGGAGGUGAGGGACAGGAGGCCCUUGGACUCUGUGGAGGAGGUGAGGGACAGGAGGCCCCUGGACUCUGUGGAGGAGGUGAGGGACAGGAGGCCCCUGGACUCUGUGGAGGAGGUGAGGGACAGGAGGCCCCUGGACUCUGUGGAGGAGGUGAGGGACAGGAGGCCCCUGGACUCUGUGGAGGAGGUGAGGGACAGGAGGCCCCUGGACUCUGUGGAGGAGGUGAGGGACAGGAGGCCCCUGGACUCUGUGGAGGAGGUGAGGGACAGGAGGCCCCUGGACUCUGUGGAGGAGGUGAGGGACAGGAGGCCCCUGGACUCUGUGGAGGAGGUGAGGGACAGGAGGCCCUUGGACUCUGUGGAGGAGGUGAGGGACAGGAGGCCCCUGGACUCUGUGGAGGAGGUGAGGGACAGGAGGCCCCUGGACUCUGUGGAGGAGGUGAGGGACAGGAGGCCCCUGGACUCUGUGGAGGAGGUGAGGGACAGGAGGCCCUUGGACUCUGUGGAGGAGGUGAGGGACAGGAGGCCCCUGGACUCUGUGGAGGAGGUGAGGGACAGGAGGCCCCUGGACUCUGUGGAGGAGGUGAGGGACAGGAGGCCCCUGGACUCUGUGGAGGAGGUGAGGGACAGGAGGCCCUUGGACUCUGUGGAGGAGGUGAGGGACAGGAGGCCCCUGGACUCUGUGGAGGAGGUGAGGGACAGGAGGCCCCUGGACUCUGUGGAGGAGGUGAGGGACAGGAGGCCCCUGGACUCUGUGGAGGAGGUGAGGGACAGGAGGCCCCUGGACUCUGUGGAGGAGGUGAGGGACAGGAGGCCCCUGGACUCUGUGGAGGAGGUGAGGGACAGGAGGCCCCUGGACUCUGUGGAGGAGGUGAGGGACAGGAGGCCCCUGGACUCUGUGGAGGAGGUGAGGGACAGGAGGCCCCUGGACUCUGUGGAGGAGGUGAGGGACAGGAGGCCCCUGGACUCUGUGGAGGAGGUUCUUGAGCAGUUUGUGUUUAAGUGA